CCUUAUCAUUGUGAUAUCUGUGUUAAAUCAUUCUCUCAAAGCACUAACUUGACUGACCACAUACGUACACAUACUGGUGAGAAACCUUAUCAUUGUGAUAUCUGUGUUAAAUCAUUCUCUCAAAGCACUAACUUGACUGACCACUUACGUACACAUACUGGUGAGAAACCUUAUCAUUGUGAUAUCUGUGGUAAAUCAUUCUCUCAAAGCACUAACUUGACUGAUCACAUACGUACACAUACUGGUGAGAAACCUUAUCAUUGUGAUAUCUGUGUUAAAUCAUUCUCUCAAAGCACUAACUUGACUGAUCACAUACGUACACAUACUGGUGAGAAACCUUAUCAUUGUGAUAUCUGUGUUAAAUCAUUCUCUCAAAGCACUAACUUGACUGAUCACAUACGUACACAUACUGGUGAGAAACCUUAUCAUUGUGAUAUCUGUGUUAAAUCAUUCUCUCAAAGCACUAACUUGACUGAUCACAUACGUACACAUACUGGUGAGAAACCUUAUCAUUGUGAUAUCUGUGUUAAAUCAUUCUCUCAAAGCACUAACUUGACUGAUCACAUACGUACACAUACUGGUGAGAAACCUUAUCAUUGUGAUAUCUGUGGUAAAUCAUUCUCUCAAAGCACUAACUUGACUGAUCACAUACGUACACAUACUGGUGAGAAACCUUAUCAUUGUGAUAUCUGUGGUAAAUCAUUCUCUCAAAGCACUAACUUGACUGAUCACAUACGUACACAUACUGGUGAGAAACCUUAUCAUUGUGAUAUCUGUGUUAAAUCAUUCUCUCAAAGCACUAACUUGACUGAUCACAUACGUACACAUACUGGUGAGAAACCUUAUCAUUGUGAUAUCUGUGGUAAAUCAUUCUCUCAAAGCACUAACUUGACUGAUCACAUACGUACACAUACUGGUGAGAAACCUUAUCAUUGUGAUAUCUGUGUUAAAUCAUUCUCUCAAAGCACUAACUUGACUGAUCACAUACGUACACAUACUGGUGAGAAACCUUAUCAUUGUGAUAUCUGUGUUAAAUCAUUCUCUCAAAGCACUAACUUGACUGAUCACAUACGU
Molecule: messenger RNA, 1074 nt
Organism: Octopus sinensis (East Asian common octopus)
Lineage: Eukaryota; Metazoa; Mollusca; Cephalopoda; Octopoda; Octopodidae
Product: zinc finger protein 2-like
Exons: 1
Biological process (GO): regulation of transcription by RNA polymerase II
Cellular component (GO): nucleus
Molecular function (GO): RNA polymerase II cis-regulatory region sequence-specific DNA binding; DNA-binding transcription factor activity, RNA polymerase II-specific
Source: RefSeq, a predicted model, not a curated record